CGCAGUUGAUAGGUAUGUGGAAAGAGCAGGAAACAUUUUAGAGUCCGUCACAACAAUUUGUUCUUUGGUCGGUUCGUUGUGAAUAACCGAAUCCGAUUGACUGAAUCAAGGAUUAUCGCGCCGACUGAACGAGCAGUUAUCAUUAAUACCUAUUUUGGCUUUAAUAUUUAAAAAUUUAGUUUUUUAAAUCGGAAAACCGUGACUGCGAGGUUUGGGCGUGUUUGAAUCUCAAGUGCUGAAGAGACUGACUGCCUCCUCCUCCUCACUACUGGAUGCUAGCGCGAUAGCCUCUGCAUGUCGUUGCAGUCGUAGUUAAAGUUGUGUUAUAGUCUGCGGUUCUUUUAUUUAUUCGGAGGCCAAGAGAGAAAAAGAUGGGAUGUACGCUAAGCACGGACGACAAGGCGGCGCAGGAGAGAAGCAAGAUGAUCGACAGGAACCUGCGAGACGACGGAGAAAAGGCAGCUCGAGAGGUCAAGCUGCUCCUGCUCGGUGCUGGAGAGUCUGGGAAAAGUACAAUUGUUAAACAGAUGAAGAUCAUCCAUGAGGCCGGCUACUCAGAGGAGGAGUGUAAGCAGUACAAGGCUGUGGUGUUCAGCAACACCAUCCAGUCCAUCAUCGCUAUCAUCAGAGCUAUGGGACGCCUUAAGAUCGACUUUGCCGAUGCCGGCAGAGCGGAUGACGCCCGGCAGCUGUUCGUCCUGGCGGGAUCGGCAGAAGAGGGCUUUAUGACCGCGGAGCUGGCCGGUUCCAUCCAGCGUCUGUGGAAAGAUGGAGGCGUUCAGGCCUGCUUCAGCCGCUCCAGGGAGUACCAGCUCAACGACUCUGCAUCUUAUUACCUAAAUGACCUGGACAGGAUAUCCAACCCUUCUUACGUCCCUACCCAGCAGGAUGUGUUGAGGACCAGAGUGAAGACUACGGGUAUCGUGGAAACACACUUUACCUUUAAGGACCUGCACUUCAAGAUGUUUGACGUCGGUGGUCAGAGGUCCGAGAGGAAGAAGUGGAUCCAUUGUUUUGAGGGAGUCACCGCCAUCAUCUUCUGCGUGGCUCUGAGCGACUACGACCUGAUGCUGGCUGAAGAUGAAGAAAUGAACCGAAUGCACGAGAGCAUGAAGCUGUUCGACUCCAUCUGCAACAACAAGUGGUUUACAGACACCUCCAUCAUCCUGUUCCUCAACAAGAAAGAUCUGUUUGAGGAGAAGAUCAAGAAGAGCCCUCUUGUUAUCUGCUACCCGGAAUACGCAGGCUCUAACACCUAUGAGGAGGCUGCAGCUUAUGUGCAGUGCCAGUUCGAGGACCUGAACAAGAGAAAGGACACCAAGGAGAUCUACACCCAUUUCACAUGUGCCACCGACACCAAGAACGUGCAGUUUGUGUUUGACGCCGUCACCGACGUCAUCAUCAAGAACAACCUGAAGGAUUGUGGCCUUUUCUAAAAGGCAGCCCAACGGUCAGCUUACACACCGACUUUAUCCAAGUGAAGUCUGAGUGGAGGAGCCUUUGUGGACCCUGCUGAGAAAGUCACCUUUAACCUCUUAUUAACUUAUGUUCAUCUCUAAAAGUUUUACAGACCGUGUGUAGAGAAAAACAUUUUGUGUAAAAUAUUUGUACAACAGUCUAUGGCCAGGAAUUUUUAGGAGUUUUUAAAAUGUGUUUUACCUUAUCAUUAUUUUUAUUUUUUAUAUAUAUAAAUAAAAAAAAGGGGGGCCUUUUUUUUUGUCCGUAAAUGAACACUUGUUUGUAGUUGUUCUUGCUUUGCAUGCUUUAGUUAUUGCUUGUUUUUUGUUAUUUUAAGGAUUUAGGUUAAUCCCGUUGCCACCGACCAUCUUUCCAAAAGUCCACUAAUUUCAUUCAAUCUGUUUAAUUUUUGUCUAAUUUUGUCUCCUUGUUCAACAAAAACAAGCAAGACCAGGUCACACCGCAGACCAAUUCACUCUGACGCUGACAAACUGUGAGCUGUGUGUGUGUGUGUGUGUGUGUGUGUGUGUGUGUGUGUGUGUGUGUGUUCUGUGAGAGAGUGCAUUGUUUCAAUUGAAGCCAAAUGCUGGUUAGAGUGAUUGUGUGUGUCUGGGUGUGUGAACGUGAGCACAAUAUAAACAAAGGGACUUUUAUUCCUCUACUUGUCAUCCUCUUUCAAAGUUUUAUUUUUCUAAUCAACCAAAAACGAAGCUAACUGUCCGUAGUGAAGGCACAAUGUGGCUGCUACAAGCAUUCCUCAGUAGAAAAUGAAGGAAGGAAGCUUUGAGAAGAGGAUGGCCGAUGGUGGCCUUGUAGCGGAUGUGUCCGUGUGUAGAUCUGUGUUCGGUGCAUUUAGACAGACAGCCGGAUGAGUUCAAGUGCACUGUUAUUGAUUAGAACCUGUGAUGGUUUCAAGUCGCAUAUCUGCCCAUCAGAACCCCCCACCACCUUCCCAUUGUUUCCAGUGGAUGGGGACAUUAGUGGACUAACCUCCAUGAUUUUGCUAAUAAAAGGGUUGUCGUGGUGAAACCGUGGCAACUUGCACAACA
Nothobranchius furzeri (turquoise killifish) is the source of this 2507-nucleotide messenger RNA. RefSeq names its product guanine nucleotide-binding protein G(i) subunit alpha-1. NCBI's taxonomy places the organism in Eukaryota, Metazoa, Chordata, Actinopteri, Cyprinodontiformes, Nothobranchiidae. Gene Ontology annotation, cellular component: heterotrimeric G-protein complex. The record is from RefSeq and is a predicted model, not a curated record. Gene Ontology annotation, molecular function: G protein-coupled serotonin receptor binding; GTP binding; GTPase activity. Gene Ontology annotation, biological process: adenylate cyclase-modulating G protein-coupled receptor signaling pathway.